CGCACUGCUCGCGACGCUCGUCGAGCAGUGGGCCCGGAACUUCGUGCAGAAGGUGGACAUGUGGCCGUCGCCGCCGAUCCGUGCGCGGGUGUACUCGUUUCUGUAUUUUGGACUGAAGCGGUUCCGGAUGCACGAUAUCGUCGAGGUCGUCCCGCUGCUCCUGCACCUCUCGCUUAUCCUGUUUCUCGCCGGCCUUGUGCUCUUCCUGAUCCCGGUCAACACGGCCGUGAUGUACCUAUGUGUUGGCAUCCUAGGACUCAUUAUGCUUGUCUACGCGAUAGUAACGGUGCUGCCUCUGCUGGCCUCUGACUGUCCGUAUCGCACGCCUCUCACCAAUGCCUGCUGGAACCUCGCCUUCCUCGGGAGACACAUCAUGGAACUCUUCCAUCCGAAUGCGGUGGCUUCCACGCAAACCAUGACGGAACGGAUGGUUGUCGACGCGACUGUAGCCAUCAGCUCGAGGUUCAAGCGGGACCUCCAUGCUCUGACGUGGACUCUCA
Messenger RNA from Mycena citricolor, 500 nucleotides. NCBI's taxonomy places the organism in Eukaryota, Fungi, Basidiomycota, Agaricomycetes, Agaricales, Mycenaceae. The record is from the annotation of a GenBank genome assembly.